AUGCUGGUAACACUGUUAAUAUAUUUUAGGACGAGCUUACUGGAGCAUGCCCUGGUAAACGACAUGCUAGUAGCACUGUUGUUAAUGGAUUUUCGGACAAGUUUACUGGAGCGUGCCCUGAUAAACGACAUGCUGGCAAUACUGUUGUUAAUAUAUUUUAGGACGAGUUUACUGGAGCGUGCCCUGGUAAACGACACGCUGGUAACACUGUUAAUAGAUUUUAGGACGAGUUUACUGGAGCGUGCCCUGGUAAACGACAUGCUGGUAACACUGAUGUUAAUAGAUUUUAGGACGAGUUUACUGGAGCGUACCCUGGUAAACGAUAUGCUGGUAACACUGUCUUACUGGGGCUUUGUUCUGGUGCACGACAUGCCGGUAGCCCAAACGCGAGUCUGCCACUGA
This is a messenger RNA of Sphaeroforma arctica JP610, 402 nucleotides long. RefSeq lists its product as hypothetical. Lineage: Eukaryota; Ichthyosporea; Ichthyophonida. The transcript has a single exon. The record is from RefSeq and is a predicted model, not a curated record. Bases 1 to 402 code for a protein of 133 amino acids.